GACGUCAUCAGAACGAUGACUUUAAUACUGGUCACUGUCGACUGAGAAACGACUACAGGUUAACUUUAUCAGAACGAUGACUUCAUUACUCCAGUACUGGUCACUGUCGAUUGCAAAUAUAAGAAACGACUACAGGCCAGUAAAAACCCUCGCAUAAUUUGUCCAUCGAAAUGUCGUCCCCAGACGAAACUAAAACCAGCAAGACCAAGCCGUCCGGCACAGAAGCAGCUAAAAAGAAUGAUUCAGAUAAACAUCCUCCAGAGUCUGAUGGGAAAUCUGGGUCUGCUCCCAGCCAGGCAGACGCCCGGCCUAAGAAGGGUUCAGACACCAAUCCACAGUGUCAGGACUCUGAGUCAAAGACUCAGUCAAAAGAAGAAAAGAAACCUUCUACCGACACGACCAAUGUCCAGCUGGAUGUUGGCAUCUCAAGGAAGGCCUCAUGUGAUUCCUGGUCGGACCUGACGGACGUCGAUUCUUCGUCUGUCGCGAAAGUAGAGAAUGAGAAACACAAAUCAAAUCGGAUCUCCAAAUUCUUCAGCGGUUUUCACUACGAGUCGCCCAAGUCUCUGCGAGACGUCCCCAUCGAAUCCACGACCAACCAGUAUCCAGAGUUUAACAAGAAGGUCGAGGUCACGUCUCCGAAGUCCCUGAGGGACUAUCCCACCAGGGGGAAGUGGAAAAAGAAAGCGCUAGAUAUGACGUCAGAGUUUAAGGAGUUCGAUUUAAAUAUCGACCCCGUGGGCUCGCCGACGUCGAUCUCUGACAUAAUUCUUGAGAAUAAAUGCAUGCGUCGCAAGUCGAUUGACUCGAGCUCGAGUUUUGACCUGAUGCUGCACCAGGAUAUGCCGAUGAUGGCCGUUCUGCCUAUUGCCAGAAAGGUGGAGCUGGCGACAGGUGAAAAGUUGCUAAUCCAUCCAGGUGGAGUGCGGCCUAAACAAGUGCCAUUUUGGACCUCAUAUCGCCUGCGGUAUGCCUUCAUUUGGUUCUUCGGUUUUGUCUGUCUGAAUGCUCAACGAGGGGAUCUCAGUAUCGCCAUUGUCUGUAUGGUUGACCACGCGUACUUCUUCAAUUUGGAUCACAAUCUGACACUCAAUGGCACUAUGAGACUCACCGUGAAAGAUCCAUGCCCAAAGGAAAAAGAAAAUCACCAGAGCGGAGAGUUCCGAUGGGACAAGGCGUUCCAGGGCGUUGCACUAGGGUCCUACUUCUGGGGCUACCUUGUUCUGCAGGUUCCUGGGGGACGACUGGCGGAGAAAUUCGGGGCCAAACAUCUCAUUGGCAUCACAUCAUUUAUUGUGGCCCUCAUUAGCAUACUGACUCCCGUGAUGGCCAGAACUAACAGAAUCGUCUUUCUUAUUAGUCGAAUAUUUACAGGCCUCUGUCAGGGAGUCAUGUAUCCUGCUGCACAGGCCUUCUGGUCGAGGUGGUCGCCACUCAACGAGCGUAGCCGACUGAUUGGACUAUCGUAUGCAGGUGGAGGAAUUGGGAACGCAAUUGUAUUUCCCAUUGGUGGAUAUCUUUGUGCCUACGGAUUUGAUAACGGAUGGGGAUCUGUGUUCUACGUCAUUGGUGCCCUUGCGUUCCUCUGGACCAUAAUCUGGAUUAUGUACAUGCACGACUCGCCCUCCGAAUGUCCGCACAUCUCGGAAAUAGAACUGAAGUACAUAGAGGCGUCCUUAGGACCAAAGGCCAAGAACCUAGUGACGCCGUGGAGGGCGUUCUUCACGUCCGGGGCCGUAUGGUCCAUCAGCAUCUCCAACAUGUGCGCCAACUACAGCGCCUACAUGUUGAUCACGGAGAUGCCCACGUACAUGAAGGAAAUACUCAAAUUCGACAUCAAAUCUAACGGGAUGUACUCCAUGCUGCCCUACCUCUGGUUCUGGUUCUUUACCGUCGUGUCCGGGAUGUGCGCAGACUACCUCAUAACUAAAAAGAUCCUCAGCGUCGCCUGGACCCGGAAACUCAUGUCCGGCAUCGGACUUGUGUUCCCCGGUUGUUUUCUCUUAGCCAUCGGCAGUAUGGACUGCACCCAGCAGCUGGCGGGGAUGAUGGUGCUGUCGGCGUCGAUCGGCUUUUGCGGCUUCCAGCUGAGCGGAUUCUACAUCAACCACGGCGACAUCGCGCCGCAGUAUGCGGGGACUCUGUACGGCAUCACCAACACGCUGUCCUCAAUACCCGGAAUACUGGCUCCAGUCAUCGUGGGAAAGCUUACCACUAAUGGUACUCGAGAGGAGUGGCAGACUGUGUUUUACAUUGCGGCUGCUAUCAACUUUUUCGGGGCUUUGUACUACACAGCCACGGGUACUUCCGACCUACAGGAGUGGGCCAAACAGAAAGGAUCGAUCAUCGGCGACGAACCACUGCGGAACCUGCUCGAGAUCAAGGAAGAAAGCUCAGACAUGGAGAACGAAUCGGAUGAGGACCCGUCAAAACUCAAAAAUAAAGACAAGGACGAAAGUGGACAGGAGAGCCGGACUGAGGGAGGAAAUGAGGAACAGAACAAAAGUGACAGCCAGAAGGAAAAAAAUGGGGAGGAGGGCCGGUCUGAAGGGGGGAAAUAAGGAGAAGGACAAAAAUGAGGGAAUGAGUAAAAACAAAAUGUACAAUAAAACUAAAAACAGAAAAAUGAAAGAAAAGGGGGGAGGGUCAAACAAAUAUCAACACAGACGAAUGUGAGAACUGGUUCAUAUAAUGAGGGUAAUUAAUUAGCGAUUGUCAAGAACGUUCAAAACAUUUGUAAAAAAACAACAACCUUAUAGUAAUAAUUUUUAAAAAAUCAAAACAACAUAUUCUCUAAUAUAUGAAUUAAUGAAAUCAA
Messenger RNA from Gigantopelta aegis, 2818 nucleotides. RefSeq names its product sialin-like. Bases 171 to 2561 code for a protein of 796 amino acids. The record is from RefSeq and is a predicted model, not a curated record. The transcript has 12 exons. Gene Ontology annotation, biological process: transmembrane transport; monoatomic anion transport. NCBI's taxonomy places the organism in Eukaryota, Metazoa, Mollusca, Gastropoda, Neomphalida, Peltospiridae. Gene Ontology annotation, molecular function: transmembrane transporter activity.